UGUGACGUGACUGACGUGUGCAUGCAUACACGUGCAUACGUGAUACAUCAGGUCAGGCACGUCAGUUUCGCUUGCCCAUCAUUGCCUUAGUUCUCUUGUGAUUGUUCGUGAUUGUGGAUUGUAUCACGUAGCUUGUGCAAUCGUUUCUGUAAAUAAAGCACAAAAUGGUGCUUCUGAAAACACAAUUUAUUCUGUUGAUAAAUCUGGGCCUACUAUCAAUCCACCCCAGCGUAGGGGAAAACAAAUACUCCGCCGAGGCGAACAAAGCUAAAGAUGUCGACCCCUCGCAGUUCCCAACGUCUCUUCGAGACUUGGAUAAACCAUUCAGGAUGGCAAAGUUGAAUGUACUUUGGGUUAAGGCCAAAAACCGUUUGACAGAUAGUAAGCUGCAAUCGAUUUUUAGUGAUCUGAAGAUUCAUGACAAAGAAGAGAUCGCGUACAAACAUUUUAAGUCAGAUGGGAAGGAUCCCGAUGGCUUGGAAGAGGCACGUCUGAGGCAAAAGCUCAUUGGAAUAAUGAGUACAUAUGGUUUAUUGGAACAUUUCUCUGAGACCGAGGAUCCAAAGUUACUUAAAAUACACAAAGCGAUGAACGAUGGUAGUAAUUAUGUUUCUAAGGACGUAUUUGAGGAUGUAAGGCUCAACAAAUUGUGGGCUAAAGCUGAAAUGGCUGGUUUUACUGAUGAAGAGCUCGAGACUUUAAAACAAGAGUUUCAACAUCAUCAAGAAAAAGUGGACGAAUAUAUGAGUUUAUUGAAAGGACAGUCUACAGAUUCAGAAAAGUCUGAAAAUGUCUUACAUCUUAAACCAGAAAACUGGAACGAAUUAGAAGAACAGGAGGAAUUAUCUAACAAUAUACCAGACCAGAAAUUAAGUCACACAGAAAAAGCAAAUUUACUUCGAAAAAAACACUUGGAACUGAGAAACGGAUUCGAUCGCUUAGACAGACUCACCGCAAAGGGACCAAACCAUAAAGAAUUUGUAGAACCUAAGGUACAAGGAUUAUGGAAGAUUGCAUUAGAAGCAAAGUUCUCUUCCGACGAGUUAUCAUCUUUAAAGGAGGAACUUUUGCAUUAUGAAUCGAGGCUACUUAAGCUGCGACAUUUACAUGUGGAAGGUGCCUUGGACGCAGCACAAAAAGGGCAGCUUCACGAUUUAGAAAAUUCAACUGCUGAACAACAUAUAAAGAAACACGUUAGAACUGUACAAAAACUUCAUACGGAUCUAGAAAGCAAAAUCAUGCAGAGGCAUUCCGAAUUAUAAGCAAAUUAUAUAAAAAGCUAUGGACCAUUUACAAAAGAAAAUCAAAAUAUGUGCAAUUUAAUUAAUAUAUACAAAGCAAUUAGAAACAAAUAAUCAUUCAUUGUGAAGUAAAUAAUAAAAUAAUCGUCUAUGGAAAUGUUUAUAUUCAAAUAACUUGUCGACUUACAUUUUUAACAAUUUUUGUUAAAUAAUCUUGAUGAUUUUCUAACAAAACUGCAAUAAUAUUUGUACUAUAUAUAAAACAUUAAAAAUAUAUAUAAAUAAUUUGUACUAUAAGCAGAAUCUCUUGUGUGAACAAUGUAUAUGAAUGAACUAUAGGGAACUAUUUUAUUUUUAUCUAAAUUGAAUACAUAAAAAAUGGAAGAAUGUGAAGGUUGUGUUUGAGUACAUUUUAUAAUAUUUUCAACAAUUAAAUUACUAAGAUUAUAAUUACAA
Messenger RNA from Solenopsis invicta (red fire ant), 1697 nucleotides. Its product is annotated as alpha-2-macroglobulin receptor-associated protein. Gene Ontology annotation, molecular function: receptor antagonist activity; low-density lipoprotein particle receptor binding; heparin binding. Bases 165 to 1262 code for a protein of 365 amino acids. Lineage: Eukaryota; Metazoa; Arthropoda; Insecta; Hymenoptera; Formicidae. Gene Ontology annotation, biological process: regulation of receptor-mediated endocytosis. The record is from RefSeq and is a predicted model, not a curated record. The transcript has 7 exons. Gene Ontology annotation, cellular component: endoplasmic reticulum; endomembrane system.